Molecule: messenger RNA, 1739 nt
Organism: Sinocyclocheilus rhinocerous
Lineage: Eukaryota; Metazoa; Chordata; Actinopteri; Cypriniformes; Cyprinidae
Product: kelch-like family, member 42
Exons: 3
Coding region: 34-1452 (472 amino acids)
Molecular function (GO): protein binding
Source: RefSeq, a predicted model, not a curated record
UGAACAACAAGCGCUGAUCCCAGAACGGCAGACAUGACAUCCCCCGAGCAGAUCAUCGAGAUCGUGAUGGAUGACAAAACGUACAAUGUGAGUAAAAGCAAACUGAUCGAGAAGAGCGAUUACUUCCGCGCGCUGUACAGCUCCGGGAUGCGCGAGUCAGCGGAGGACUCGGUGCAGCUGCGGGGACUGAGCGCGCCGGGGCUCGAGCUGGUGCUGGAGUUCAUCAACACCUCCAAAGUUCAGGUGGCCAACGAGACUCUGGAGGACCUGAUCGAAACCGCAUCCUUCCUGCAGGUCACUUCCAUUUUAAAGCUGCUGCUGUCGGAAAUCAAGCAGGAGAACUGCGUCGAGCUCUUCAAGCUCUCGGACGUCUACGGGAUGCAUGAUCUCAGAAAAGCUUGUUUGAAAUUCAUGAGCUGCUAUUAUCAUCCCAUGCUGCGCAGGCCGGAGUUCAGGAUGUUGCCAGCUCCUCUGCGGGAUCAGGUCCGAGAUAUGCGCAUGAAAGGCACGGCCACUUUAGUUGCAAUAGGAGAUUUCACUGACACCUGUCUGGACUUGGCAAAUCAAGACGAGCCUUGGUCUAUGUUGAGGUAUAAUGAGUUAGAACAACGCUGGAAACCUCUAGCCAACAAUCUUCCUCAGGACAUGAUCAAUGUCCGAGGAUACGGAUCUGCUGUGCUGGACAACUACUUGUUCAUUGUUGGUGGAUACAGAAUGACAAGUCAGGAGAUCUCUGUGGCCCACUGCUACAACCCCUGCAAGAAUGAGUGGAACCAUGUGGCGCCUUUGAACCAGAAGAGAUCCAACUUCAAGCUCCUGGCUGUGAGUGGGAAGCUGUAUGCGGUUGGAGGUCACUGUCUGAGUACGGUGGAGUGUUAUAGUCCAGAGCAGGACUGGUGGACGUGUGUGGCGUCUCUGCCUGAUCCUCUCGCUGAGUUCUCUGCCUGUGAGUGUCAGGGCAUGAUCUACGUCAUGGGCGGUUAUACCUCUAGAGAUAGGAACACCAAUGUACUGCGUUACUGCCCCGCCUCAGACACAUGGUCCGUGUUCCGUUCCUGUUCGGCUCAUGUGCGCAAGCAGCAGAUGCUCUCAGUGGAGGACACCAUCUACCUGGUGGGUGGCUACACACACGAGCUAGAACCUGCAGAACUGGGGCGGCGGAGACUCAGCCAGACGGAGGACAUGCUGACGGUACAGUCCUACAACGUGCAGACGGGAGAAUGGUUGCAGCUUAAGGAAAACACAUCAAAGUCUGGCUUAAACCUCACCUGCACGCUGCACAACGACGGCAUCUACAUUAUGAGCAGAGAUGUCAGCCUGCCCACCAGCCUGGAGCACCGCGUCUUCCUCAAGUACAACAUUUUCUCAGAUGCCUGGGAGGCUUUCAGACGUUUUCCUGCUCUGGGACAGAACAUGCUGCUUUGCUCUCUCUAUUUACCCAAUGUCCUAUGAGCCACAUUGUUCACGCUCUGGGCAUCUGGAGAAGACUGCAGACUGCUGGGAGCACCGAUUUUGUUGUAGCGAGCCCAGCCAGGUCAGAAGUGGCAAGUUUGCUAGAGGUUUACCACAACGCUUUACUAGAUCGGAUUGAUCAACCAACACAAAGAACCUGCAGGAGACAUUAAAGGAAUAAUAUAGCCAAAAAAUGAAAAUUUGGUCAUUAUUUACUCCCCCUCAAACUGUGAGACUUUUAAGAGAGCGUCUGAAACAUUUUUUAACAUUCAGCUUUUGUGUUUCAU